Messenger RNA from Cylas formicarius (sweet potato weevil), 2300 nucleotides. Its product is annotated as odorant receptor Or2-like. Lineage: Eukaryota; Metazoa; Arthropoda; Insecta; Coleoptera; Brentidae. Gene Ontology annotation, cellular component: plasma membrane. Gene Ontology annotation, molecular function: odorant binding; olfactory receptor activity. Gene Ontology annotation, biological process: sensory perception of smell; detection of chemical stimulus involved in sensory perception of smell. Bases 128 to 1318 code for a protein of 396 amino acids. The transcript has 7 exons. The record is from RefSeq and is a predicted model, not a curated record.
CGCCCAUCAAUAUUUAACUUCGAAUUCUGAUGGGAAAGUUUUUAUUUAACUUGAAAGCUCAGAACAAAGCAGACGAUCGUUUUAACAGGAGAGCGAGAGAAUAUAUUAAGGGAUCACUACAACAAUAAUGCCAAAGCCUAAGGGGAACAUUUUACGAAUUUCAAAAUACUUAUUAAGUUGCGUAGGAUUUUGGAAGUUUGAGGACUCAAAGCAAAACUAUGUUAUUAGAAGCAUAUAUUUAUUUUAUUCGAUGGCCAUUAAGUUUUAUUUCACAGUAGUGGUGGUUUCUAUUUUUAUUCAAUUUAUAAUAACAAUCGCAAACAAUUCAUCGAAUUCAAACACCGAGACUUUUAGACAAUUGUCCCACCUAAUUAGCCUUUUAACGGCGCAUUAUAUUAUGCUAGUCACUCAAAGUGCUAAAUUUGACAAGAUAUUAUCGCACAUGACAAUACUAGAACGGUCAAUGCUCGAAAGUGAAGAUAAGGAAGUUUCCGACUCUCAUUUAAAUGAAAUCCGAUACAGCAACCAUGUCAGCUACUCCUUCUCGAUAUUGACACUAUGUACCGGCUCAUUUUUCCUCUUAGAGAAUUACAAGAAUAAUGUGAGUGUGGCGAAGUUGAAUAAAAAGAACAACCAAACUUUGGAAAGACCACUACUAGUGGAAUUGUAUUAUUAUAAAAUAAACAAAGACAAACAUGCAAACACGUUAUUCAUAGCUAACGAAAUUACCAUAAUCCUGAAUACUUUCAUUAUAAUUUCGACCAAAAUAAUAAUAUUUACCUGCAUAGUAUUCGCAUCGUCUGUCCUCAAAAAGCUGCAGAUCAUGUUUAGAAAAUAUGCUGUGUACAAUGAUGAUAUACCGAUGAACCUAAAAUGUCUCGUGUCAGAUCAUUGCAGCGUCAUUAGAUAUGUCAAAAAUUUAAACGAUUCAGUAAAAUAUCCGAUAUUGUUGGAGUACAUCUUAAAUUCGAUGAGCGUGGCGGCAGUGUCGGUUGAAGUUAUAAUGGAAGAACACAAUAAUUUGAUGUUUAGGCCUGCAUUCUACCUUUGUUUGCUGGUAGUUCAAGUGUUCACUAUGGGGCUUAUUUCCAAUGAAGUGAUAAUACAGAGCAUUAUGCUUACGGACGCCCUGUACGAAAGUCCAUGGUAUGAUCAAAACAAAUAUAUUCAAAAAUUAUUAUUAACCGUCAUAAUUCGAUGUCAGCGGCCUCUGGUAUUAACGAUUGGGCCGUUCCAACCUAUGACUCUAGGGUCUGCAUUAGCGAUAUGCAAGGCAUCUUAUUCAUACGUGAGCCUGAUGAUACGAAAUUAUCAGUAACAAAACGUGUUUUUAGAGUGUCCGUCGUUCAUCAUAAACUGCUCGGCGCGCCACCAAUUACAAUCUCAUUAAAUAGAUUAUAUCGACAGAAAACUUUGGAUGCAGUAAAGGUAGCUAAAUGUUUCCGAUGGCCUUAAUGCACAUGCUGUUUCCUAUUCGCAAGAGUUCGUCAUUAGUUCUACAGUAUAGUGGUUGUCCCAGAAUCCCCCAACACAUUCAAGAUUUCUGUAUGUUCAGCAGUGCCAGAAGGCCUUUGCGAUAUCUACGAAUCUAUACACUGAUAGCUUACUCUUAGAUAGAUUCUUUCUGUGAAAUUUAUAAUGAUACCCUGUACAUUUUUGUUUCUUUUGGAUCAAAACUGGUUUCUUGAGAGAUAUUUGUACAUUUCCAAGAAACUCGCGAUUUUAUUACGAAUUAUCUUUUAAUAAAAUGUUUUCCUAAUGUCUAAAUUAUAAAACAUUAUGAAUAUUGUUUCAGGUUUUAAUUUUCGCCUUUGAAUAAAGAUUUGGUUAGUGGUAUUUUAAAAUGUCUAGGACACUCUCCCUCUCUAAAAACCUUUUUUUCUACUUGUUUAUGUCGUUCUGAAGUCACAAAAUUUUUAUUUAUAAACUAUUACCAUUUAAAGUAAUUUAGGUAAAUCAAUGAAGGAUGGAAUUCGUAAUUACCAAAUUUAUUUUAAAAAUUGAUGCCUCGAAAUAUCUAACAAAAUCACACCUUUAUAUUUUAAAAUAAUAAAGUUAUCUUUCUGGCGAUAUUUCAUUCAAAAAAUGGCGUCAUUUGAUACGCCACUCCACUUAGAUUUGGAAUCAUAUUUUCCAUGGUUCAAAAAACAAGAGGUCAGGCCUCAUCGUCUGACAUAUUUAAAAAAAAUAUAUUGAAUAAAUAUGGAGAAAUUUUGGUAACAGGGAAACUGACAAAAAAUUUGCCAAAAAAUGAUAAUUAAGACACCCAUUUACAAACCCAGCGUUGAACCAAGAUCUGA